Messenger RNA from Odocoileus virginianus texanus, 276 nucleotides. The record is from RefSeq and is a predicted model, not a curated record. NCBI's taxonomy places the organism in Eukaryota, Metazoa, Chordata, Mammalia, Artiodactyla, Cervidae.
AUGGCAGCCUCCAGCCCAACACAAGUUCUGGAUCUGUACCCAGCAAUGCUGAAGAAGAGCAAGCACUUCAUCACCUACAACUACAGAACUUACACCAUCAGAAGGAUAUGAGUUGCCUUCAGAGAAAACAAGAAUGUAGAGGAUCCUAUAAAAAUUCAAGCCCUAAUGAACAAAGCCAAAAGAGACAUUAGAAUAAGUCUGCCAACAGGUCAUACUGGCCAACUGUAUUCAACUGACAAUCUUGUCACUGAGAAUCAAGAGAAGUCCAGGCUCUAG